UCAACUCAAGUCAGUCAGUCAGUUGUGCGACUCGUGCGCUUGUGGUUAAGCGUUAACUUUGGAUUGACUAGUGAAAACUGUAGACAAGGUUAAAACUUUUUCUUAUACUUUCUGUCUGUAAAAAUGUAUAUCGUAUCAAAUUUUGUGAAAGUUACUGUACCAAACUAUUUAUCUGGAUUACCUAUACCAGAUUCAUUCGGCGGAUGGUUCCGUUUAGGAGUAAAAGAUUGGCUUGCUUUGAUUCCCCCUACAAUUGUGAUUGGGGGCAUAAGUUAUUACUCGUAUCAAACUAUAAAGCAAGCAAGGGCCAUGGGACGAAUCAACCCAAUGAUAAGGUUACAUGAGAAGAAGGUUGUGGAUUUUAUUGAAAUUGAGGACAUUGGUGAAAAAAUGUCCUUAUGCAGAUGCUGGAAGAGUAAAAAAUGGCCCCUCUGUGAUGGUGCUCAUGGCCCUCACAACCGAGCUACUGGAGACAACAUUGGUCCUGUUGUUAUCCGCAGAGUUAAACCAGAGGAAUACAAGUAAUUUUGUAUUGAUAAAAGCAAGGCUUGUAUUGAUACACAGCCUUUUAAUGCAGGGUGAUAUUUAAUGUGAUUACUUAAUAUAUUUGUGUUAAAUGUAUGUUACUUAGUAAAAAUUUGUUACCAUUUAUUAUCAUUUUUAUAGAGAUAAGGUUAUCCAUAUACAAUUGCCUUUUAUAAAAGCAAAGAAUAAAAGUAUUACUUGCCAAUAUUUAAUUAUAUAUAAAAUAGUAAAUGUGAAACAUUUAAAAGUAUUAGUCAAAGUAAGAUUAUGUGUGGAGGCUUGACCAAUUUACUUAAAUUUAUUUAUAUAAGUUUUAUGUGAUAUAUUUUGGUGCAAAUAAUUACUAUUACAUUCCUUUACCGACUAAUGUGAAUUAAAGUAAUGAUAUCUAUC
Cydia pomonella (codling moth) is the source of this 918-nucleotide messenger RNA. RefSeq names its product CDGSH iron-sulfur domain-containing protein 2 homolog. Gene Ontology annotation, molecular function: 2 iron, 2 sulfur cluster binding. Gene Ontology annotation, cellular component: mitochondrial outer membrane; intracellular membrane-bounded organelle. The transcript is spliced from 3 exons. The coding region runs from base 124 to 525 and encodes 133 amino acids. Gene Ontology annotation, biological process: regulation of autophagy. Lineage: Eukaryota; Metazoa; Arthropoda; Insecta; Lepidoptera; Tortricidae. The record is from RefSeq and is a predicted model, not a curated record.